AUUCCGAGAAAAUGGCGGAUCUUUAUGAACCAGACGUGGGAACUGCAUAUUACAGAUCGAAUGAUUCCGUCAAAAACCUACAAAUCAAAGUCCGACUCAAGCGAGUGACGUCCUCCAGUAUAGUGCCGGCAGCUGCAGCCAAUGAGCAAAAAGAGGGUAGUGUGGAGAUGGGGGACAUGGGUAAACAGCCCAAGCUGGUGGAUGAGGAAGAAAUUUGCAUCAAGUGGCAGGAAAAGAUUUUCAGUCAGAGGGAGAUUGAGUUAUACAACCAGGAGGCCAACUGUUUCAACAUAAGAGAAAAGACAUACCACGACCAAGUUGUUAAAAUCAUAGAGAGAGGGAAGCCAACAAACCGUAUAUUCACCUACACUGAUGAUGACAAGUUCUCACAUGAAGAGGAGGCCGUGCAGUUCAUGACCACCGCCAAGUCAGAGAGAGCUACCAUUCUUGCUGAGAAGAUGUCACAUGUCCGACAACGCAGGGUCGGAGGUCGACAACUCAAAGAAAGGGAGGUCGGCUUUGUCCCGAAGAUCAAUGUGGUAGACCCAUCACCAACAGAUGAUAUGAGGAGGAAGAACCACAUUGAGGCUCCCCCGAUGGAGGUGAUGUACAUCAUGGGGGACCUUAGUCCCAGAGAGAGGGCAGCCCAUGAGACAGACGAGUAUAUCUUGUGCAUGUUACAAAUUGAUGCUAACGGUGUCCUGAGCAUCCGGCCAGACUUCAACAGAGGACGCAAACCAUAUCUAAUAGAAACAGCCUCCGUGUGGGUAGAGGUGUUUGAGUAUACAAUAGAACACUCGUCCAAGCCCAUGAAUAGGCAGGAGCAGGAACGAGAGAGAAAGAUGUACAGGGAGGUCUACAGUCGUCACAAGGAUUUUCUGGGUGCCUGUGUGGGACUGGAGUUCGAAGUGCCUCCUAAGGAUGCUCUGAGACUGGUGGUAUUCGGAGAGAUUGAGUCAGCCCGGGACUUUGAAUUUGAUGAUAUCUACUUACAUUUCUUUGUGGAUUUGCCAAAACAUUGGACAGCUGACAGGUUCCAGCCUCUGUCUUGGGUUACACAGACCUGCAGCUCCAAGGUGGAAGGCAUUGACAAUGUGGCCCAUUUCAGCUUCCCCUUCAGCUUUGAGCUGUUCUACAAGAACGAGUCUGUCAAACAGGAGGACAAAGAUCAGAUACCGAACUUCCCCAUUGUGUUAGUGGAGGUCCUGUCCCUGGAUUCGUGGCAUCGGUUCCGCACUGAAGGCUACACCUAUCUCCAGGUUCCCUGCAAACCAGGUGCAUACCAUGAAACCAGUCACUGUUGGCGGCCAGUAGGCCAGUCUAUCUCGGCCCAGCUCCGCAGGUUCUUCAUCGGGGGUUCUCCAGAACUGGAGGAUCCCACCUAUGCAGCAGUUCCCAGCACAUUUGAUGGAAGCCACCUGAGCAAGUUUGGAUUUCACACGGAGACGUCGGGCAGCUUGACGUACCGCUUCAAUGUUGUCAUGCAGUCCAGAGCGUUUAUGGAGAGGAAGGCCAACAAGAGAUCAGUGGGUUCCCUCCUUGACAACCUGGGAAUCACAGCCAUGCAAGCAAACAUUUCAAGUGUAGUUGAUGCCUUCAAGAAAGCCAGAAUGAAGAUGAUGAAUGCACGACACAAUGCCGAGAGGGAACUGCUGCGAGAUACCAAGGAAUUAUGAUUAGUUGUGGGGAAAAUAGUAUCAGGACUAACAUGCUACCUGAUCAGAACAGUACACCAUAUGACAUGUGCAGCACAUGUUUCGUCACAAGUGCCUUUGUACUCCGCAUAAACCUAUCGGUAUAAAGAUAAUGUAGAGGAGACUUUACACAAUGCAUGAAUGGACCCAUAGUUCUGGAGGCCCUGGGAACUGACAUCAACAAAUGGCCUUAUCUGUCAGAUAUCCCAAAGACAAUGGAAGCAUUCUUAUGGAAUAAUGUCUUGAAGAAUCAGAAAAUGAUGGUUUCUUUAGAAGUUUCACUUUGAAGAGCUUCUUGAAAUAUAUCAUGUCUUAUGUAUAUUUAUAAGGAGCAUGUGAGUCUCCUUGGAUACAAUGAAUUGGUUGUUACGUUUUCAUUUUGAGGUUUGUGAAGGGCUAACACAGGUCUAUACUUGACAAGAGACUUGUGUGAAGAUGAUGCAGAUGUAACAAAAAUUAAACAAAAAUCUGAAAUUUGUAGAUACCACUUAUCACAAUUUGGAACCCGGACAUCUGUAAGUUUUGCAUAAGUCAUUGACUCAGUGUCUAUUAAAGCCUGUUGUUAUAUAGAGAGCCUGUGUAAAAUGUAAAUUUUACGGAGUUUUCAGUUGGGAAAAGGGUGACUUCUUAACAGUUGUGUCUAACAUUGUGAUAAAUGUAUUAAUUCAAACGGGAAUUUCAGAAAAUGAAUCAUACUUUCAAGACAUGUGUCAUGAUAUUCAUAUAUUUGACAUACUGAAGCUUGUAAAUAACUUUAGAAAACAAUUUCUGUCUGUGUAAGUUGAAAUACAGUAUGAGAUUCAAACCUGUAAGAUAACAUUGUUUUGAAGGAUUUUCUCAUGCCUAAAUACUCCGAUCAACUUAAUUUUAUUUUUGUUGCCUGUCAUGCAAAUUAUGACAAAAAUUCAAUGUGAGUUUUCAGAGGGUGUCUGGAAGAUUUUAUUCAUAUGUUUCCGUUACAGUUCAGUUUCUCCACAGAGGAUGUAAUUUUUUAAACUAAUAAAGCUGAUAAAUGCAGCUUGCAGCUUGGUGCACACAACAAGUGUAUAUCAACUACACGGAUCAGAUUCUGUGGGGAUUACAAUAAGUCAUGUUCUGGUUGUCAAGGCAACCAAAAGCAUCCAGUGGUCAGGCACCAUGACUUGGUUGACAGCCUGACUUCAGACCUUGAUGGUGUGGAUUGUUGAUCAUGAUAUCAAUCCCUAGGGUGUGACACAACAAGUAUGUCUACCACACUGAUCAGAGUAGAAUAGGUCCUGUUUUUGCCCAAAUAUAUCCGUCCGUCCAUCAACUAGUUUUUGUAUGUAAGUAUUAUGUACAGAUGUGUAUUGUUGCUUUUGAAUAAAAUGUCUUUUUUA
Molecule: messenger RNA, 3052 nt
Organism: Haliotis rubra (blacklip abalone)
Lineage: Eukaryota; Metazoa; Mollusca; Gastropoda; Lepetellida; Haliotidae
Product: Meckel syndrome type 1 protein-like
Exons: 20
Coding region: 12-1676 (554 amino acids)
Biological process (GO): cilium assembly
Cellular component (GO): MKS complex
Source: RefSeq, a predicted model, not a curated record